Trichoderma virens Gv29-8 is the source of this 813-nucleotide messenger RNA. RefSeq lists its product as uncharacterized. NCBI's taxonomy places the organism in Eukaryota, Fungi, Ascomycota, Sordariomycetes, Hypocreales, Hypocreaceae. Gene Ontology annotation, biological process: intracellular manganese ion homeostasis. The annotation marks the transcript as partial. The transcript has a single exon. Gene Ontology annotation, molecular function: iron ion transmembrane transporter activity; manganese ion transmembrane transporter activity. The record is from RefSeq and is a predicted model, not a curated record. Gene Ontology annotation, cellular component: fungal-type vacuole membrane.
UCCUCCAUCAUGUCGAAAUCAAGAAGCCCCCUCCUCAUCCGAUUCCUCUCGGACUUCACCCUGGGCUUCUCAGAUGGCCUCACUGUGCCCUUCGCCCUCACUGCGGGCCUCAGUUCCCUAGGGCGCGCUGACACCGUCAUCUACGCUGGUCUUGCAGAACUCUGUGCGGGAAGCAUUAGCAUGGGCAUUGGCGGCUAUCUCUCCGCAAAAGACGAAUUGCCCUCGACUACGACAGAGAACCGAGAUGGCGACGAGGAGGAGCUUAAGGGCAUGCUUCAUCAUGACAGCGGGAGGGAGAGCAUCGAUGAGAAGAACAAAGAGGCGCAGGAGAUGCUAGUAAGGCGGCAUCUGGAGCCCCUCGCUUUGCCUGGGUGGAUGGUCACGGACAUCGUGUCGACUCUCAAGGAGCGUCCCGAGGGCUUGUACGACGUCGUCCGCCAACUGCAUUCCUCACGAGCCACAUUCUCCGUCGAAGAGACGUCUGGUGGCGCGGAUCAGUUGCCCAUCUGGCCGCUCGCUUCGGGUCUAUCCAUCUCUCUGGGUUACAUUAUCGGCGGCACCAUUCCUCUGCUGCCCUACUUCUUCGCUUCGACAGUCGGUCUUGGUCUCCGGUGGAGCAUUGCCCUGUGUCUGUUGGCUCUGAUGUCAUUCGGUGCGGGCAAGAGCUGGUUGCUGAGAGGAGGAGACGCCUCGAGCAGUUGGAUGCGCUGCAUUUGGGAGGGUGUACAGAUGCUGAUUUUGGGAAGCUUGGCCGCCCUAGCUUCAGUGUUAUGUGUAACGCUGCUGGGGGCCAGUGAGGAGAUGAAGGGGUAA